Molecule: messenger RNA, 2663 nt
Organism: Blastocystis hominis
Lineage: Eukaryota; Bigyra; Opalinata; Blastocystidae
Exons: 14
Coding region: 74-2653 (859 amino acids)
Source: RefSeq, a predicted model, not a curated record
GAAGGGAUCUGGCAUUCAAAAGAAAUUGGCCGAGGCCUUGCAGGAUGUGAAUUGGGGAGCUUCCAGCACUACAAUGAAUGAAAUUGCAGAGGCUUCCUUUUACGAAGAUGACUUUAAAGAAAUCUUUGCAACGAUCUGGAAGAAUCUCGAUUCGUCUCAGAAGAACUGGAGAGUGAUGUUCAAGGCGAUUUCCCUGCUUGAGUAUCUCCUGAAGAACGGAGUGGCCACCUGUGUGGACGAAACCCGCGACCAGAUUUUCUAUUUGCGCAGUCUGGAGCAGUUCAGCGUGAUGGACCAGGGCAAGGAGCGUGGCCAAGGCGUGCGUGACAAGGUCCAAGUGAUUCUGUCGUGGAUCCAGGACGACCAGACGAUGCAGAUCGAGCGCCAGAAGGCUCGUCGUCUGAAGAAGAAGUUCUCUGCGACCAAGUCGGUGGGCAGCUCGCCCGUUCCUCCCGCCUCGCAGCCCUCCGUGUUCAGCCAGACCGCCUCCAAGGCGGGCACCGCCCCCACGACCCCCACGACGCCCACCGGUCCCAGCUACAAGGUCCAGGGCGGCGAGCUGGGCGGCAUUCCCGUGUCGGGACAGGUCAUGGCGCCCUCCUCCACCGCGAACUCCGCGGCCAGCAAGCUGAAGAGCGGCAUCGCGUCCUUCGGCCACAAGGUCGGCGGCGCCGUCUCCAGCGCGGCCGCCACCGUCUCCGCCGCCGCCGCGCAGACCGUGGCCGCUGCGAAGUCCCCGAGCACUCCCGCGGAGCGUCGCUUGACCCCGCUGCGGAACUUCCGCGACCUCCCCGAUGACGACGAGCCCGUGACGCCGGAGCCCGAGCCGGAGCCCGAGCCCGCCCCUGCGCCCGCCAAGGCCGCGCCCGCGAAGCCGAAGGCGACGCGCGUGACGAAGGAGGCGAAGGCGCUGUUCAACUUCGGCGACGCCACGCCCAGCUUCGAGGAGACCGCCGAGCCCGAGCCUCAGGCUCAGCCCGCUGCCGCCUCCACCGACUUCUUCGCCCCCGCCGCUCCCGCUCUGGCCCAGUCCUCCGCCGCGGCCGACCUCUUCGCGCCCCAGCCCGCGCAGGCGAAGCAGCAGCCCGCCGCGCAGCCUCAGCCCGCGGCGGCGAAGAAGCCCGCGGACGACUUCGACUUCUUCACGGACAUCCCGAGCGCCCCCGCGCAGCCCCAGCAGACCGAUGCUUUCGGAGGAUUGCUGGAUUUCAGCAUGCCCGCGCAGCCCCAGCAGCAGCCCCAGCAGCAGGCGAUGGGCUAUGGACAGCAGAUGUACCAGCAACAACCCAUGCAAGGACAGCAGAUGUACCAGCAACAGCAACAGCAGCAGCCGAUGCAGAAUCAGCAGAUGUAUCAGCAGCAAAUGUACCAGCAGCAGAUGUAUCAGCAGAGACUGUAUCAGCAGCAAAUGUAUCAGCAGCAGAUGUAUAGACAGCAGCAGCAGCAACAACAACAACAACAGAGAGGCUAUGUUGUUUGUUUGAACCAAUCAGCUUGGGUUCCCCGUUUCCACUGUACUUUAACCACAAACCACAAUAAAGUGAUGAGAGGUAUUCUUUGCAUUGCCUUGAUCCUAGCAGUUGCUUCUUGCGAGGUACACAACUACAUCAACAUUCCCAGACAGAUCAAGAUUGUCGCCACUUCCUACUAUAAUGCAGGAUAUCAGUUGGGAGAACAGACCGCCGAUCUUAUUCGCUACCAUAUCGAAGCGGACGACAACAUGCAGAAGAAGCUGAUUCCGUUCUAUCAUACCCCCGAGGGAAAGAAGUGGUUCGAUCACUUUUACGAAAUCAAUCUGCACACCUUCCCCGACUACAUGGACGAAUUGCGCGGAUUGGCCGAUGGCUCCAAGAUGGAUUUCUACGUGCUGUUCCUGAACAUGCUUCAGGAGGAAUUCAGCUACGUGGUUCCCAGCCACCUCUCCUACACGCCCGCGACGCACUGUUCCGAUUACAUCAUGAAGACGGAAGACAACGCGUACAUCGUGCACAACGAGGACGGCUCGGGCAUGAUGGACUUCAACCACACGGUCCUCGUCUCAGAAGAGGUCUACCACCACGGCCGCUUGGUUUCGCGCUACACCGCGUUCACCUACGCCGCGCAGAUCCCCACUGCCGCCUACGGAUGGAACGCGCACCUCGCCUUCACCAUGAAUUACCUCAUCACCAAAACCACCGACCUGGACGGCGUGGGCCGCGUGUUCGUGGGCCGAUCGCUUCUGGACGCCGAGUCGCUCGCGGAUGCAUCGGCGCGUCUGACGCGGUACUCGCUGGCCGCGGGACACAACCACCAGUUGCUGGAUCUGCAGACAGGACGAUUGCUCGAUUUGGAGGUCGCGCCGUUCUGGCAGUAUGGAGUGUUCGUGAGCACUCCGGGAAGACCGCACUGGCACGCAAACUCGUAUAAUGUGGUGAAUGCGGAUGAUGUGGGCCUGCCGAACUCGAUUGCGCGCGAUGAACGGGCGGCGGAGAUGAAGGUCCCGACGACGCUGGAUGAGAUGAUUGAGGUGCUGGGAGACACGAAACAUCCCGAGUGGCCGAUCUAUAAUGAUACGACGCUGAAUACGAUCGUGAUUAAUUGGAAGGAGCGCACGGUGACGAUUUAUAUUGGAAAUCCGAAGGAGAAGAACGUGCUUAUGACGAUUCCUAUUUAGGGAGUUGAAU